GAAAAGGUUUGACGCGCUCCCCCACAUAAAGUGUUUCGGUUUUCCUUAUUUUUUUUUUAAGCUCUUCUGUGAUAAUGAAUGUGAAAUAUUUGUGGCUGAUGUGUGGCCUCUUGGCCGUGGCAUUUCCAUGCAAAGCACAGGAGGGGCAGGAAUUGGGCUGCAUUUGGUAUGGCCAGAGUCAUCAGAUUGGCAAUCACUGGCAGAACAAGGCGGACACGAACCCGGCCCGAGCCCUCAACAAUCCUGAUGCCGAGGCCGUCUUUGCCCGGCGCUGUCCAGUUCUCUACAAGGAGUACAAAGGAGCGAGUGGACAGGACGAGCUGAAGCUGUGCUGUGAUGCAAAUCAGAUCUAUACCAUGGAUGCGGGUCUUUCCCAGGCGGAUGGAGUGUACUCCAGGUGUCCCACAUGCACCAAGAAUAUGGGACAGACCGUGUGCGCCAUGACCUGUGCCAAGAACCACACACUCUUCCUCACGGCCAACAAUCAGUUUCUGGAAAAUAACGUGGAGUAUGUUGAGUCCAUAAGGUACAGAAUAUCGGAUGUGACCGUACAAAAGGUCUACAAUAGCUGUGCUGGCAUACAGCACACCCAGACAGGUCGUCCGGCUAUGGAUCUCGGUUGUGGUGGCUAUAAUGCCAAGACCUGUACCUACCGCAGAUGGUACGAGUUCAUGGGCGAUGUGAGCGGUGAAUAUGUACCCUUCCAAAUUACAUAUGAAUGGUCCGAGGAUGCCGAGGAGGGUUCCCAGGAGCAGUACCUAGAGCUGUUUCCCUUGGAGUGUGGCGAGAAGUACGACGAUAGCUAUUCCUGUGCCUGCAUCGAUUGCGAGGAGUCGUGUCCGUUGACGGAUGCACCUACAGGACCGGAGGAUCCCUGGCAAAUAGCCGGCCUUUACGGCGUCACCUUCAUUGUUUCCCUAACCCUAGGCCUGAUUCUCGCCGUGGUGAUAUGCUGGGGCUCUCUUGGUCGCACUGCUCCUCCAAGCAUCUGCAUGCCCACUCUCUUUGGGGAAUUCUUCUAUGUGGGAUUUCGUGCGUGGGGCACUUUUUGUGCCAAACAUCCGGUCCUGGUGCUGGCCCUGUGCUCCUGGGCCAUUGCCGGUAUAUCGUAUGGCAUCAGGUACAUGAGCAUCACCACGGAUCCCGUGGAGCUGUGGGCGAGCGACCAGAGCCAAACACGCAUCGAGAAGGACUACUUCGAUCAGCACUUUGGCCCUUUCUAUCGCACCAAUCAGAUCUUCAUCAAGGCCAUCAAUCAGUCCAAUUUCACCCAUGAGUCUGCCAGCGGUCUGCUAACCUUUGGUCCUGCCUACGAGUACAAUUUCCUGAAGGAAGUCUUCGAGCUGCAGGAGGUUAUUAUGAAGCUGGGACUGGACGAGGGCGAGGGCAUGGACAAAAUAUGCUAUGCCCCGGUGCUGCUGGCUGGCCAAACGGCCACUGUGGAUGACUGUGUGAUACAGUCGAUCUACGGCUACUUCCAGCACGAUAUGGAAGUAUUCAAUACCACCUACGAGGACAACAACGGCUAUACGAUCAACUAUCUGAACAAGCUGGAAGACUGCCUGCGAGUACCCAUGUUGGAGGAUUGCUUUGGCACCUAUGGCGGUCCCAUUGAGCCUGGCGUAGCUGUUGGCGGCAUGCCCAAGGUUGCCGUGGGUGACGAUCCCGACUACAUGAUGGCCACCGGACUGGUGAUCACCUUCCUGGGAAAGAACCAGAAUGAAGCAUCCAAGCUGGAGCCCAACAAGAAGUGGGAGAAGCUAUUCGUGGACUAUCUCAGGGACUACAAGAGCGAUCGCCUGGACAUUGCCUACUCUGCGGAGAGAUCCAUUCAGGAUGCCAUUGUGGAGUUGUCCGAGGGCGAGGUGGGCACUGUGGUCAUCAGCUAUGUGGUUAUGUUCAUCUAUGUGGCCAUCGCCUUGGGUCGCAUACGCAGCUGUCGGGGAUUCCUGCUCGAGUCUCGCAUCAUGCUGGCCAUCGGCGGGAUUGUCAUUGUGCUGGCAUCGGUCACCUGCAGUCUGGGCUUCUGGGGCUACAUGAACGUGACCACCACGAUGCUGGCCAUCGAAGUGAUACCUUUCCUGGUGCUGGCCGUUGGUGUUGACAACAUCUUUAUUAUGGUGCACACGUUCCAGCGAUUGGAUCACAGUCGCUUUGAGACCACCCACGAGGCCAUUGGCGAGGCCAUCGGCCAGGUGGGUCCCUCGAUCCUUCAGACGGCUGGCAGUGAAUUUGCCUGCUUUGCCAUUGGAGCGCUCUCCGACAUGCCGGCGGUGAAGACAUUUGCCAUGUACGCAGCGGCGGCCAUCCUGCUCGAUUUUCUCCUCCAGAUCACUGCAUUUGUGGCCCUGAUGGCCAUCGAUGAACGGCGGGUUCUCGACGGUCGACUGGAUAUGUUGUGCUGUGUGCAGACCAAAAAGAAGCCCAAGGAGGAAGGGCCCCAAGAUGUAGGCGUGCUGGAGAAGAUGUUCAAGAACUUUUAUUCCCCCUUCCUGCUGUCAAAACCCGUCAAGGUUACCGUGUUGCUCAUCUUUACCGUGAUCACGUGCCUAUCGUUGAUGGUGGUGCCCUCGAUUGAGAAGGGCCUGGAUCAGGAGAUGUCCAUGCCCAAGGACUCGCAUGUGGUCAAGUACUUCCGCUACAUGGUCGAUCUCCUUUCCAUGGGUGCCCCCGUGUAUUGGGUGCUCAAGCCCGGCCUUAAUUAUUCGGAACAACUGCAGCAGAAUCUCAUUUGCGGUGGCGUCGAGUGCAACAACGACUCACUCUCCGUUCAGCUCUACACACAAUCAAGAUACCCGGAGAUCACAAGCCUGGCCCGUCCCGCCACCUCCUGGCUGGAUGACUACAUCAACUGGCUGGCCAUCAUCGAUUGCUGCAAGUAUAACGUAACCACGAAUGGCUUCUGUCUCAGUAACUCAAAGAGCGAUGACUGUCUGCCCUGUGAGCGGGAAUUCACAGAGAAUGGCCUGAGACCCACUCCCGAGACUUUUAACAAAUAUUUGCCCUACUUCCUCUUCGAUAUACCCGAUGCGGAGUGCGCCAAGGCCGGUCGAGCUUCCUAUGCGGACGCCGUCAUCUAUACAAUAGAUGAUGAGGGCAUGUCCUCCGUGCAGGAUACGUACUUCCUGCAGUACUCGACCACCUCGACGACCUCAGAGGAGUUCUAUUCACAGCUGCGAGAGGUGCGGCGCAUAGCGGGCGAGAUCAAUGAUAUGUUUGUCGAGAAUCAAGUGGAUGUCGAGAUCUUUGCCUACUGCGUGUUCUACAUUUUCUACGAGCAGUAUCUGACCAUCUGGGAGGAUGCCCUCUUCUCGCUGGGCCUGUCUCUGGUGGCCAUUUUUGUGGUCACGCUGAUCAUCACUGGACUGGACAUUACGUCCGCGUUGAUUGUGCUCUUCAUGGUCAUUUGCAUCCUGAUCAAUAUGGGUGGCAUGAUGUGGGCCUGGAGCAUCAAUCUGAAUGCCAUAUCCCUGGUAAAUCUCGUCGUAUGCGUGGGCAUCGGCGUUGAGUUUGUCUCGCAUAUUGUGAGGUCGUUCAAGCGGGCCGAAGGCACGGCUCAGGAGCGCGCUCGUCACUCCCUGAAUGUCACUGGCAGCAGUGUCCUGUCGGGCAUUACGCUAACCAAAUUCGCCGGCAUUGUCGUUCUGGGCUUCUCCAACUCCCAGGUCUUCCAAGUCUUCUACUUCCGCAUGUAUCUGGGCAUUGUCCUGAUUGGCGCCGCACACGGACUGAUCCUUCUGCCCGUUCUGCUGAGUUGCAUGGGGCCGCUCAAGCGCAUGUCUAGGACCUCCAGUGCAGCACCUGUCGACCCAACGACAACAGCCACCUAAUCUGAGAUCCCAGCAUUAUCCAUAUAGUCUAGGAAUAAGAAUACACGAUCCAUAUAGUUCAUAGAGUGUGCGUAGGGUUCAUAAUUCCAUAAUACAAUUUUUUUUUAUUUC
This is a messenger RNA of Drosophila guanche, 3941 nucleotides long. It is a transcript of the gene Npc1b, whose product is annotated as NPC intracellular cholesterol transporter 1 homolog 1b. The record is from RefSeq and is a predicted model, not a curated record. The coding region runs from base 75 to 3830 and encodes 1251 amino acids. Lineage: Eukaryota; Metazoa; Arthropoda; Insecta; Diptera; Drosophilidae. The transcript has 6 exons. Gene Ontology annotation, cellular component: membrane.